Molecule: messenger RNA, 3604 nt
Organism: Callorhinchus milii (elephant shark)
Lineage: Eukaryota; Metazoa; Chordata; Chondrichthyes; Chimaeriformes; Callorhinchidae
Gene: cyria
Product: CYFIP related Rac1 interactor A
Exons: 13
Coding region: 211-1191 (326 amino acids)
Biological process (GO): regulation of actin filament polymerization
Molecular function (GO): small GTPase binding
Source: RefSeq, a predicted model, not a curated record
UGUGAGGAGAGACGGGGGAUACUAGAAUUAUUGGUGUGGGUGACCCAUUUCAUGCGGUUGCACACAUUGAGACCAAUCACUCGUGGAAGAUUCUGAGAGGGGAGCCAGACAUUCAUACAUGCAAUAAUUAAAAAUCCAGCAAGUGGAUGAUAUAAAUAUUACAAAGUGCUUUGGGAAGUGGUCGGGGACUAAUAAAAAAGGUUUGCUGGGAUGGGUAACCUACUUAAGGUCCUAACCAGGGAGAUUGAAAACUAUCCACAUUUUUUCCUGGAUUUUGAAAAUGCACAACCUACAGAUGGAGAGCAGGAGGUGUGGAAUCAAGUCAAUGCAGUGCUACAGGAUUCUGAAAGUAUUCUAACUGAGCUGCAAGCAUACAAAGGGGCUGGGCAAGAAAUAAGAGAUGCAAUUCAAAAUCCCAGUGAUGGUCAGCUACAGGACAGAGCAUGGAAUUCAGUGUGCCCACUAGUUGGAAGGCUUAAGCGAUUCUAUGAAUUCUCUUUAAGACUGGAGAAAGCAUUACAAAGUCUUUUGGAGUCUUUGACAUGUCCACCUUACACUCCAACUCAACAUCUGGAACGUGAGCAAGCCCUGGCCAAACAGUUCGCAGAAAUUCUGCAUUUCACUCUUCGCUUUGAUGAACUAAAGAUGAAAAAUCCAGCCAUUCAGAAUGACUUUAGCUAUUAUCGACGAACAAUUAGUCGUAACAGAAUUAACAAUAUGCACCAGUUAGAUGCCGAGAAUGAAGUAAACAAUGAAAUGGCCAACAGAAUGUCCCUAUUUUAUGCAGAAGCUACACCAAUGUUAAAAACGCUCAGUGAUGCAACAACCAAGUUUGUAUCAGAGAACAAGACGCUGCCUAUAGAAAAUACGACUGAUUGUCUAAGCACAAUGGCCAGUGUAUGCAAAGUCAUGUUAGAAACGCCGGAAUACAGGAGCAGAUUCACCAAUGAUGAAACACUACUCUUCUGUAUGAGAGUGAUGGUGGGCGUCAUCAUACUUUACGAUCACGUGCAUCCUGUGGGAGCCUUUGCAAAGACAUCAAAAAUUGAUAUGAAAGGAUGCAUUAAAGUGUUGAAAGAGCAGCCACCAAACAAUGUGGAAGGUCUUCUGAAUGCACUCAGGUAUACCACAAGGCACCUGAAUGACGAAACAGCUUCUAAACAGAUCCGAACCAUGCUUCAGGUUCAGUAACUUCUUGGACACGAGGAUCUCUGUUCUGACCUCAGAAGAUGUACAUGUUUACAUAAUUUAAUACAAGUUGGUGUUAAUACUUAUUUGUCUAUUUACCAUAACCAUUCCCUCCUCAUCACUUAAACUGAUGAAGAAAGACAUUUAUAAUAAAAUUGAUGCCAAUUUUGUUUGAAUUUACUUAGCAUAAUAUGAAGCAUACCUGCAGCCUUAUCUACGUCUUUGCAAAGUGCAGUUGUUUUGAGCUGAAUUAAUGGCUGUAUUUUCUUUUUCCCCCAAGAUGGGCUUUCCUGGACAACCUAACUAUAAGACCAGUAUAUCUGCAAAUCUCAUUGUAAAUUUUACUAGUGUUUUAGACGUCUUAGCAUUCAGGGAAGCAGUUGUCACUGUAGCAAAGACCUGCCCAAAGGUUUGAGCUGCUUUUUGAAAAUGAUCUCAUACAUAUUUGGUCAACCAGCUGCUACAAGCAUAGAUUAUAAAGGUCUGCACCUACGUUUUGUGAGGCUUUCAUGUCUGGCUGAAAAUGUGCUUUUGGGCUUCAAAGCGAUGACAUCUAUAUAACCUGAUUCAAAAAUCCAUUUAAAUUCAAAUUUAUUAACCUCGUUGUAGGUGAACCACAUUUAAAAAAAUAUAUUAAAGUCUUUAUAAUGAAAUUGAUACCAAUUUUGUUUUAACUUUACAUAACUUAAUGUGAAGCAUAUCUGCAGUCUUGUCUACUAAAAAGUUACCUUUUUAAUUUGAUCUAAUUAUGUGCUAACAUUUUAAACCAGACUAUUGAAAGAAUUGCAUGCAAUAUUUUGUGAAUCUCACAAUAUGUUAAUAGGAUUGCAAGUCUCUUGCGGACUUGGGCAUUACGAAGAUGUUAAAUCCUGCAUUUCCCGUUAUGUGCACUUUUCGUUAAAAGAAAGGGGAAUACAACACACUUAAAUAGCUAAGUCUUUCUGAUCAGCAGCAGGCAGCAUUAGUAAAAGGGUGUGUACUCUUCUAGAUCAGUGUAAUUUCAGUUGGCAAAAUAAUGUAUACUAUUGGCCCGAUGCCAAUAAUGCCAACAAUUCAAUCUUGUUUUUCAGGUUUUAUUAUAGAAGGGUGUGUUGUGCUGCAAUGUAUUAUAAAGAAAAUAUAUGGUUUUAAUGAUCGGGAGGGUAAAAUGGUCAAGAAAUCUGUGACUGGAAUGAAUACCUAAUGACAAGGCCAAAAAUGAUUUGGGGAAAAAGUUUAGAGCUAAAUUGAUACAAAUGUUUAUUAAAAAUAGGUAAAUAACGCAUAUCAAAAAGGGGCUUCUGUUUCUAUAUCCUCUUCACAGGUACAGACCUAUAUUUCUAGUUACACCUUGGAUCUUAUUUUUGUAUAAGCAGUAAAAAUUCAUAUGUGUUGCAUUCUAUGAAUGAUGUGCACAUAAAGUAAAUGCAAUUUAAUAAUUGUAACAAAAUCUAUAAAAUACUUCUAUUUCACUGAUAAGAGAAUAGGUUAUGGCCACCCAGAUAGAAAUAGUCAUAUUUCCCCAAAUGAGGUUACUUGAUGAAGACCUAACUAUGUACCAGCCAACCUCAUGAGUGAAAAUCUUAAAUAUUAUACUCAGUGACCUAUUCUGUUCAUACCACAUGUUUAUUGUGAAGUGAGAAUUCAUUUUCAUCUUAGUUUAAUAAUGGGAAUUAUUAUGAUGCUAGAAAGACAGUUCAGGCUUUGUAUUUGGUCAUUUAAGGUGCCUCAUAUCCCUGCGGAGCUGAAAAAUACCCUUUACCCGAAGUAAAGAAUCAAGGUAAAGAUCCUUUAGGGGCAAACAUUCGAUUUUACUAAAUUUGCCAAGGAAUUUAAUUUUUUAUCUGCAGGACUCCUUGCCUUUCAAAAAAUGGUAGAACCCACAGGUCACAAGAAAGUUGUCCUUCCUGAUGAUCUUGUUGACCAUUUCUGUAUCCCAGUGAAAGUCGGUGUUGCGUGAACGAAAGCCUGACUAUCAGUACUCCUAGAGAAAUCAGCACAGAUGUGCAGGUCUGGAAUAUUGGUCUACAAUUUUUCAAUUUUUAUUUAUUUUUAAAGCGGUAAGUCAGAAAGCUGGAGAUGUUAAAUGUAACCCCACCACAGUAUUUUAGUGUUGGGAAAACGGGAGCAGGAAAUUGUCUGACCGGAGACGGAGAAGAAUGCAUUCCUUGCAUCUGCUGAUGUCAUGCUUGUGGAAAUCUGAAAAUAUUUUCAUUUAUCGUAGCCAACACCUGUGGUAUUAAUUAACUUUCAAACAGAAAUAGCUGCCAGAAUUCGUGCCAUAUUGAGAGUUUCUGUAUAAACUGGUCAGGAAUGGGUUCAGACCUGAUCACAUCCUUGGGCUAUUCUUGACCAUCCCAUUGCACAGCAUAUUCAGAGUUCUGCCACUCCAAUUUGACAUAGUUUGACAUUAUGACUGACUUGAGCCAGACAAAUC